Coccidioides immitis RS is the source of this 345-nucleotide messenger RNA. RefSeq lists its product as uncharacterized. The coding region runs from base 1 to 345 and encodes 114 amino acids. The transcript has a single exon. The record is from RefSeq and is a predicted model, not a curated record. NCBI's taxonomy places the organism in Eukaryota, Fungi, Ascomycota, Eurotiomycetes, Onygenales, Onygenaceae.
AUGGCGUCAAACCCGGGGGCCACACAAUUGGUUAUAAGGCGGGACAACCCUGGCACUCCUCAGGUUCUGGAUUUUGGGACCCGACUGUCUGGACCUGGUGUUCGCCCGUCGGCGGAUUGGGCCUUCACGGAACGGCCCGCAUUGGCGGAAGAGGCCAAUGCCAGCAGGAUCAACACCAAGCACAGGCUAGAGAAAUGCGAUUGUGCUUGUUGGGCCGUGAAACCUUCAACAACGCGGGUUGAAAACCGCAGCAUGUCACCUGAUCGCCAAGGUGGGAAUGCCAAAUUUAGCUGCAAGUGCAAGGGGUGUUCUUCUCCAAUUAUAACGAGAAGAAAAGGAGGAUGA